This is a messenger RNA of Cherax quadricarinatus, 6128 nucleotides long. NCBI's taxonomy places the organism in Eukaryota, Metazoa, Arthropoda, Malacostraca, Decapoda, Parastacidae. The record is from RefSeq and is a predicted model, not a curated record.
GGGAGUCUCGCUCUGCUGAGGCUUGGGAAGGGGGUCCACCUGAUCUAAUUUUGCACUUCUAGCUUCUUUUUAUAUAUACAAAGGAACUUUUGUUCAUUUUCUUUCAUCGCCCAGCUUUGGGCAACAUCGGGAAGCCGGGUUCAAUACUCCUGAAGCUGUCAGUGGCCCUAACAAACCCAACAACAACAAAGAAAGAAAAAACCAGGCCGGCCAAAAAUUUCCAUCUCGUGCUGUCAUCAGAAGGAAAAGAAACUCCUCAAGAAACUGAUGUGUCCUGGAGAAGAAGAGAAGAAAAUUAUAAUUUUUUUUGGGGGGGGCGUUAAUUCUCACAAGCAACUGUAGUGACUACAGACAUCACAACUAGUCAGUCCACAUCACAACUCACUGUUAUUGGGAAGAGAAAGAACCUCUAAGUAAUCUGCACAUAUGCUGAAGAUGAGUUUAUAUCGUGUAAUAGAAGCGGGAUACAGGAGAGGCGGUCGGAGGCUUUCAACACACAUAGCUCCUUUGUUUCAAGAAACCACACCAACCCAACAGGAAACUUUCUCUGAAAAUGAAGAGGACAUAAUUGAACAGAAGAGAAAUAAAUCUAGGUUAAAGCAAUGGCACUUUGCAAAAUAUCACAGUCAGAUACAAGAAUUAACAGAUGAUGAGGAGCAAGUCCUUUCAUUACGCUUUCAGCGUAAACUUUAUGGAAGUUAUGGUGCUAUUAGUGGCAUUAGCUCUGCAAAAUUGUGGCCAAGUAAGGAGGAAUUAGCAACAGAAAAGGAAAGGGAAAGUAUUACUUACCCACACACUGUUCAGGAAAUGAUUAAUAUAGCCAAGGAGCAAAAGAAACAAGAAGAAAAGCUCUUGAAAGAAAGGCAAGAAGACCUUGUGCGCAAGGUAGCCAAAUUGAAAGAAUGGAAGAUGGAAGUAAAUAAGCGUGUAGCAAAGCAGGAGAAAGAGGCACAGGAAGCUAAGGAAAAGAAGGAACGUCUUAUUGAGGAAGUGCGAAGUAUUCUUGGCUAUCGCAUUGAUCCCAAAGAUGAACGGUUCAAAGAAGCUCUGCUGAAAAAAGAAAUGGAAGAUAAGAAGGCAUCCAAAGCUGCUAAGAAGCUGGCACGACAGCAACGCUUGAUUGAGAGACUGACUGAAGCAUCUGCUGAGGUUCCAAGUGCUGGCAGGUCUUCUACUGAUGAUGAACCAAAUAGGGACCCACCCAGUAAUACAUCAGGGUCACCUGAAGUGUAAACAUUGCUACCUUCUGGACAUUCUUCACUUACCACCUGAAGUAAAGAAUUUACAAAUAUUAUGUUCAGCAGAAAGUGGUAAAUCUGUAUGGGUCAUACAGGGUUUGAGGAAUGGUAGGUAACCAAGUUUGAUCUGAGAGAGAGGGAGAGGGUAUCUCCAAUUUCUUGGAUCAAGAACAUUUAUCAGCUGUCAAGGCACCCACACUUGAAAUGUAAGUGUAGAGUCCUUAUUUAAAUACUUGGCUACAGUAAGUUUUAAUUCUUUUUUUUUUAAUGAAACAGAGUUAAGUGUUGGUGCAGAGUAGUAGCAAUGCAGAGGGCAUUACAGUGAAACUUCUUAUUAACACACCUCUCAUUCUGAAAUUUCAUCAGUUUCAGACAGAAAUUGACCAGACAAAUGCUCUACUGGACAAAGUAUUGUUAUUCCGGAUAUUGUCUGUAGCAAUAGUAUCAGGUUGUUUUUUCAAGUAUCAGACCAAGCUCCUUAACUCCAAAAUUUGUUCAGUGUGGGCCAAAGUGGCCACAUUGUGGUCUUGGCUGUUUUUUUUAUUCCCUGAGCCAUAGGUCACCCACACCUGUUUGAUGUUUGUGCUAACUCAUGCUUAUACUUGUUAUUAUCUCUACUUUUCCUUGGAUUUUGAGCAUUUUGUGAUACUUUUAUGAACAUAUUAAGUAAAAUGUAAUUAACAGUGGCCUCUAAAGCAAACAGUGGUGUCAAGACAAAGCGUGUGGUUCUCAGUAAUCUACAUCUCAGUCAUCUAUGUUUUCUCAGUCUUCUACAUCUCAGCUAUCUACAUCUCAGCCAUCUACAUUAUUUUCACUAUUAGAGCUUUUUUUUUUUUUUUUUUUUGUUUUUUUGUUUUAGUCCUGUUCGGCGUGAUGUUAAGAGCAGGUUUAAAAUUUUCACCUGCAAGGAUGGCUUGCCGCUUGGUCUCUUCUCAUUCCGCUGUCCCGUUGAGAAGUCCUUCAAUACUAGUCAGAUCUUAUAACUCUUUCUAACCAGAACUAAGGUGCCUUUAGGCCACCCCACUGGUUAUGCAUUCUCUGCUGCACUAUGGAACCUUCCAAGGCCUUGACUACAUACAACUCAAUUUUCAAAGUUGGUAGAUGAAGUUCUUUAUUCAGAAUUUUGUACGUUUUUGGGGACAUAACUCCUCUCCAGGUAAUUAUCACUGCUCCAAGGACAACUUCUUGAGGGUCAAUAGGCUGUAUGUUGAUUGUAGUAGAUGGCGACACAGCGUUGUCCUGCGAUUCGUUGUAGAGAUGAAGCUGCUGGGUCGCCCAAAGGGCAGCCCAACAUCUAAUCUGGCCAGUAUCAUAGUACUCGACCUUCCGUUGAUACUGAUCCGCCAUAGUUGAAAUGCUGGAGUCGCUUGCUAUCUUCACGUCGAGCACGUAAGCCUUCUUGUUUUCCAAGUCACAAAUUAACAGGUCAGGCUUACGUGUGCCAAGGGCUGUUGGAAUAUGUGGCUCCUUGACCACUGCAUGCUUUUUCGUUAUACAGUCAGAGGCGAUAGCAUCCAUGACAUUAUCAUGUCGUCGGACCCGCUGUCCAUGAAGCCGCGGACAAACCCUCGCAGGUUGUGUUAAUCUGUCUUCAUCCUCUCGCAUGCCUUGUCUUAGUUGGCAUCAAAUUAUGUUUAAUCUUCAAAGCAUCAAUAUACGUGGCUCCCUUAAUCAAGCUUGUUCCAUUUGUCAUCCAUCGAUGAACUUGCGGGACCAAAUGAUGUUCUUUCAGUCCAGCCCCAUCUAACGAACCCACCAAGACAUUCAUCCAUUCCUUGAGCUCCUGCCUUCUAAUUGUCACCACCACAUUUUUCACUCUACUCCUCCCUACAAACCUUAAUGCCUUCAGGGUGUUUGGGUGCAACGCCAGAUUCCGUAUAAUGUGAUCCUCAGAGUUGUGAAAUGCAUCCAACCUGUUUCAUCGCAAUAUAGGAACCUUUGUUAACAAGCAAAUACAUCUCAAACCUCCCGCAGCUGCCGGAGCAUAGAACACACCAACCAAUGUGUCUUUUGGUAACUUCAGCCAUUUUCUCACCAUCUGCCUGAUUACUUUGUCUGACGUCCUCAAGGUAUUCUGACAGACGCUACCAAGCACCAUAAUAUGUAUGAUGCCAGGAAUCAGGUGCUUAUUCAGUAUAUAUAACCGUUGUUGUGGUUUCAGGGGCGCCUCAUCAAGCGCUGUAAGUUUCUCAUGCAACUUUUGUAUAUCUGGCUUUCCCCUACCAGCUGAAGAAAAGUGCAUUCCCAAAUACUUGUACACUGCUGUUGGCUGCAGAGAAUGGACUUGAGCUCCAUAAAUCUCUGUUUUAUGAGUCGUAUCUACAUACCACUUCUUCAUUCUUGGAACUGUUUGGAUCUUCAACGUGGCACACUUCUGUGGAUUUAUUUCCAGCACCGAUACUUCUAAAUACUUCAAAAACAGCUGCAAUUGUGCAUGAAGGCCCUGCUCAGACUCGGCAACCAAGACCACAUCAUCAGCAAAAGCCAAAGCAGACACUUUAGACUCGGCAUCACGUAUUGGCCAUCCAACUUGCUCAUUUAAUGCCAAUAGUGCUUCAUUCAUUACUAUAUUAAAGAGGAUACAUGAUAGAGGGUGCUUCACACCUCUACACACAUUCCCCUCUUUUCCCAUAACCUCAGUAGACGCAUCCUUAAACGUUGACAUAAUAUAACUGAUCACCAAGGGAGGCACAUUAUGAAUCUGAAGUGCCCUCCUCACCGAGGAAUGGUUAACCGAGUCAUAGGCUUUCUUUACAUCUAAAAAUAUAGCAUAAAGUGGCUUAAUUCUCUCUUUACUCUCACUAAUUAUUGCAUCCAACAACAUCACAUUCUGGGCCAGGCCAUCUGUGGGCAGGAACGCUGUCUGCGCCAUAUGGAGGGGAACCCAAUGGACAUAUCUUGCUGCCAAUAUUUUAUGAAAUACUCUAACGAUGAUACUGGAUAUAGUGAUGGGUCUGUACUGACCUGGUUCUUCCGGACAAUCAACCUUGGGCAGCAAGACAGUUCUGGCCUUCCUGAAUACCUUCGGUAGGUAUCCAAUAUACAACCAGAUGUUAAACAAAUCAACCCAGAACUGUUCUGGAAACAUCCUUAGAUCUUUAGGCUUCCAUCCAUCAGGACCUGGCGCAGAACUGCCAUUGGAUGCAGUUACCACUCUCUUAAACUCAACUUCAAUAGGUAACUGCAAUUGCCAUAAUUGUUCUUCAACAAGUGUCCUUCCCGGUCUUGCAUCUUCUUCAGAUGGUCUUGCAAACAAAUUUAACCAAAAGUCUUGCAAUUGCUCCUUAACCACAACUUGCUGAUCAGGGGCACCCAAGUGCCGCCAUCUUCCUUCAAGAACCAUCCUCGCACAUUUGGUUUUAUCCUUAUUAUACAGCUUCUGCAGAUCUCUAUACAGUUGUCUUCUUUGAGCUCUUCUACCACCCCUAUUGUUGUUAUACUGGGGGGCAUUUCCUCUUCGAGCAGCACCACCUUUAUUCUUGGACACAUAUGUAAGCAUAGCCUCUGCCAUUUCAUCCAAUAUACGUACUCUGAACAGAGGUAACACACUCAUCAUUAAAAACAUCAAGACCAAACUCCCCAUAUCCCUCCCACAUCUUCUCCACACAAAGUGUAACAAAAUGUAUCAUGUUCUGUAGUUUCUGACAUGUGUUCGUGUAUGCACUAGUGUUAAUUGUGUCCAGUAGGUGCUGUGUUAGUGCAUGUACUGUUGGAACACUUAGAUUGUGGGAGAUUUCAAUUCCGAACAACCUUUCCCCACCCCCAAUUUCAUUGCUUCGCGCCUCCUGGCAGUCAACAUCUUGAAUCCUUCACAUACCACCACCUUCAACAGUCACUUCGGACAUAAAUCUAUCAACAAGAAUUCUAUAUGAGACCACUCUCCUGUGGCCCUUAAUUGCCUCCACCGAUCUCCCGGUGUGGACUCUCGCCAACAAAGAAUUUAUCCCUGCAGGGACACCUUGACCAGCACUCCUGGCCUCUCUCAGGAUCUUUGCCUUGGCCAUAGCCAACACAUACUCCUCCUCUUUAGACCAUCUGGUCUUCACAUGGGCAACCGCCCCCUCCACAUCCCUAUGAUAUUCGUCAGGAUGCUUGCUAUGCAUAUGAAUGGACAAUCCACUCUUACUCCGACACACCACACCACACACAAGGCAUCGAAAUGGAGCUCCAUUAUCAACCGCCAUCAUUAUUGAGGACAACUCAACAUAAUGUUUUGCCACGUACAGAACUAGAAUGGGUCAUGCCCACUCUUAUUACAACCCGUAAAAGCUAAAUUCAGAAUAAAAGGCUCUGCAUGUGGCAGUUUGUGCAGCUUUAGUCGCAGGCGGACCGAUUGCCGAAACUCUCAGCCCUAACCUGCGUUACCGACUCCCACCUGGAUUAUAUCCGGAGGUACUGCACGAGGAUCUUAAUCACUCAGUCUGAGAGAAUAGUAAGUGGUGCACCAAAUGCUAUUUUCUGAGAACAAGUGACUUCAAGUCAUUAAGAGAGUCUUUGGUUACAGUUCUACAGCAGUUUACACCUCAUUUCUCCACUAUGGAAAGGUAAGUAAAAUUAUUGCAAAUUAUGUAGAGUACUAUAAAAUUACAGAACAGUACUGUACUGUAGUACUAAAGAAUACAGUACCCGUAUUCUGAGUGUCCAGUUGUCGUCUGCAUCAUCGGACCAAGUCCACUACUUCAGAAGACAACUGGACAGAUAUGAAAUAUUAAUUUCAUAAUUCAGGAGUUGUAGACAGUUGGUAUUAUCGUAUAUCCCCUUCCCUCUGUUAGUCUGUUAAUGAGAGAUUUUACUGUAUUUUACAACCUAAACUGUAUGCAUAUAAAAUUAGAUUUUCUGAGAGCCUGAAAUGUUUAUGUAUAUUAGCUAUUAAUAAAGAAAUACACCAAA